Molecule: messenger RNA, 1323 nt
Organism: Closterium sp. Yama58-4
Lineage: Eukaryota; Viridiplantae; Streptophyta; Zygnematophyceae; Desmidiales; Closteriaceae
Source: the annotation of a GenBank genome assembly
AUGGGCGACCAAGCUGCUGUGUGGAUGAUGGGGGAGGACGCGUGGGCUCAAGCGCGCGAAAAGGCUCGCAAGUCUGUGCGACCGUCUGGUUACACUCAAUGUUCACAUCACACCCCAACUGGAUGCAGCUGGCAACAUUGCUUCCGUGGCUGGUCAGAAACUGAUUACCCGCCGUGCUUCGCGCUUAUCCACGGGCGUUCCUGCCUAUCAUACCAUCAUUCAUCUCUCGUCAAUAACACUUAUCGCAAGUCAGGGCGAAUGGAGAAUCGCCCGACGGACGGGGUAACACAGCAACUGCGACUCCCCGCUUUCGCGCAGAAUGUCCAGAGCGCCGUGCGAAGCAACUUCCAAAAUGCCUUUUCUCUCGCGGCGCCUCUGGCAGCAUGGGUCCGCGACAGACAGCUUGAAGCUGAUAGGUUCCGGGAUUUCUGCGCUGGGGAGAUCGAGAAGCACAAGCAGGGGGCGAUUCGUCAUGCUAUGGCGGGGAUAGAAAGAGUUAAAUCUCUUCCGUUGAACGCGGACGAGUUUAGGAGCCAGCAGCAGGGUUUCCGAGCUCCGUGUUUCGCGUCGAUUGCUUCGUCGCUACGCGGAUUCAACGCCGCGUCUGCUAACGCAUCAGGCACUAACGCGUACGAGGGGGGGGCGAGGCAUCUGUUCGACGUCGCCAUGUCCGCGCCGCAGGUGGCGAAGCGGCUAGAGGGCCUGGCGGUGUACACUGUGAGCAACGCGGCUAACGAGUUCGUUCUUAUCGCGGACGCUGAGGGCAGCAAGUCCAUCGGACUGUUCUGCUUCCGCAAGGAGGACGCGGAAACGCUCCUGGCGCAGGUGAAGGAUCGUGAUGCGUCACUGGGAAAGGGAGCACGAGUCGUGCCGGUGGCUAUGGAUAAGGUGUAUGCUUUGUCAGCUGAGGGGAUUGCCUUCCGCUUCCUGCCCGACCCCCUUCAAGUCAAGCACGCUGUGCUGCUGAGGUCGCAAGCAGGCGACAACAGCAAGGCCUUUGAUGGGGUCCCAGUUUUCCAGUCAGAGAGUCUAAUCCUUCGGUCCAAGAACCGCCGCUUCUGCCCGAUCUUCUUCACCAAGGAGGAUCUAGAGGCGGCAAUAAGGAAGGCAACAGGGGGCAAGCAGAAGAGCACAGGGAAGGGCCCUGUAAACAUCAACGUGCAGGUGCGUCGAUUGGUGAUGAGUUGUGGUGAUAUUGGGAGAACAGUGGUGGUCAUGAGUGGGGGAUGGGGGCAAGCCGCAGAAGAGCACAGGGAAGGGGCCUGUCAACAUCAACGUGCAGGUGCGUCGGUCGGUGGUGGUUUCAUUCCAAAUGCUCCCUAG